Messenger RNA from Culicoides brevitarsis, 3101 nucleotides. RefSeq names its product scavenger receptor class B member 1-like. The transcript is spliced from 7 exons. Gene Ontology annotation, cellular component: cytoplasm; membrane. Bases 907 to 2442 code for a protein of 511 amino acids. NCBI's taxonomy places the organism in Eukaryota, Metazoa, Arthropoda, Insecta, Diptera, Ceratopogonidae. The record is from RefSeq and is a predicted model, not a curated record. Gene Ontology annotation, molecular function: scavenger receptor activity.
UUAAUAAUUUUUUUAUCGGUUGUUUACGAAAAUUGCAUAAGCCACGUACUUUGUAAGGCAUUUAAAUGUGUAUCAUGUGGCGUUUAUCAAGCGAACAACUUUUUGUAUCGAUAGAAAGAAAGUGAAUUAUUAGUUUAUGACCAAAAAAGUGACAAUCGAAUGCGUUUGUUGUCCAUUGGAGGUCCCGUUAUUGCUUCAAAGACCUUAAUCGAAGUUUAAUUCUCUGUAGUUUAUUAAUUUUUAGUAUUCUUAGUAAUUCAUUAAUAGUCAUUAAUGUCAAAUAAAAUCUCCUUGUUCGCAAAAAAAAUCGUUAAAAGUUGCAUUUCACACACGUUCCGUUCGUUAUUUAUAAUUUGUAAUCAACAACACACUUUUUCUUUCAAACACACAACACAGCAAUAGUAACAACUACGUCGUCGUCGUCGUCGACGACUCAACUCCAAUAACACACAAAACCAACCGUUUCAGUCAGUUUUGGAUCAGCCACACACGAACACGACAUAACUCGGGCGCGCAAUAUUUUAUUUUAUUUUUUGAAACGUUUCAUACUUCCUAUUUUCAAAUAUUUUUUAUUAUUAUUUAAUGUUUAAAUGAGCGAAAAAAAAAAUAAAUAAAUAUUUUCUAGUAAAAAUUUUUUGAACCGGCGGGCAGGAAAGAGCCCGAAGCUUUGCAAAAAUAAAGCACAAAAGUGUUAAACAAGUGUCAAAUUCGACUCAAGGUGAAAAAAAUUAGAUAUCAAAGCAAAAGGUAAUCUAACAAAGGGCAAUAAACUGACCCUCUUAACAACAAAAAAAUCUAAACAAAAAGAGAAAGAAAUUUAAAUAAUAAAAUUUUAAGAAAUAUCCGAAAAAAAUAACAAUUAAAAAGUAAUACAAAAGAUUAUCAUCAAAUUUCAACGUUAACAAGAUGAAGAUUUAUUUCAAAGGAAAGUUUCUCAAGCUAUGGCUCGUGAUCGCAUUUUCACUCUUCCUAAUUCUCCUUGGAUUUGGUCUCGUGUUCGGGUUCCAUGCACUUCUUACCUACGUCAUUGACUCCCGAGUUGCCCUCAGACAGGAUGGCGAAUCGUAUCAAUGGUGGUCAAAUCCGCCAGUUGAGCCAGUCAUCAAAAUUUACAUCUACAACGUCACAAAUGCCGAUGACUUUUUGAACAACGGAACCAAGCCAGUGGUCAAUGAAUUGGGACCAUAUUGCUAUGUACAAAAAUGGGAAAAAGUCAAUAUUGUCGAUAACAAGAACGGCACACUGAGUUUCAACUACAAACGAACAUAUCGUUUCGACGAAUCUCUCUCCGCCGGCAGCGAAGAUGACUUGGUAAUUGUGCCGAAUAUCCCGAUGUUGAGUGCCACGUCACAAAGUAAGCACGCCGCUCGCUUUUUGCGACUUGCAAUGGCCAGUAUCAUGGAUAUCUUGAAGAUAAAGCCGUUCGUUGAGGUGUCUGUCGGACAACUUUUGUGGGGAUAUGAAGAUCCGCUGUUGAAAUUGGCAAAAGAUGUCGUGCCGAAGGAACAAAAAUUGCCGUAUGACGAGUUUGGUUUGAUGUACGGAAAGAAUUCAACUCACAAUGAACGAGUAACUGUAUGGACCGGAGUUACGGACAUCACUAAAUUCGGUAUUAUUGAACGUUAUAACGGCAAAACUCAUUUGUCGCACUGGACUUCGGAGAAAUGUAAUCGUUUGAAUGGAUCUGAUGGAUCGAUUUUCCCACCGCAUAUCACAAAGGAUACCACGUUGUACGUUUUCGAGAAGGAUUUGUGUCGUUUGUUGCCUUUGAAGUUCGAAAAAGAAGUGAACACUAAAGCAAACAUUACUGGAUAUCGCUUCACCCCCGACGAAAUGGUCUUCGCAUCAGUCGAUAAGAACCCCGAUAACAUGUGUUUCUGCCCCGCUGGACCUCCAUGCGCUCCAAAUGGACUCUUCAACGUUUCUUUGUGCCAAUAUGAUUCACCUGUUUUGCUCAGUUUCCCUCACUUCUACUUAGCUGACGACUCAUUAAGAACCGCCGUUGAUGGUAUUUCGCCUCCAGAAAAAGAAAAACAUCAACUUUUCAUUGAUGUUCAACCCGACAUGGGAACUGCUCUCCGUGGUCGCGCUCGCAUCCAAAUCAACUUGGCUGUCAGUCAAGUAGUCGACAUCAAGCAAGUUGCUACCUUCCCCGACAUUGUCUUCCCCAUUUUGUGGUUCGAGGAGGGCAUUGACGGCUUACCCGACAUGAUUACGGAUCUCAUGACACUUGCGACAGUGGCGGCGCCUCAAGCUCAAGCCUACGGCAGCAUUGCGAUGUUCGCGCUCGGCAUUCUGCUCUUCAUUACGUCCGUUUACUGCCUCAUCCGGAACUCGCAUCGACAAAGUACGCUUCAUUUGGAGUCGAGCAACUACCUGGCGACGGCAUCUGUGGAUCAGGCGAAGAAAAAGGCUAAAAUGGAAAACGGAAAUGGAAAAUAAUUGCGGAUUAUGUUAAAAAAAUAAUUUUUUUUUUGGUAAAAAUACGUUGUAUUAGGGUUGUAUUUAUAUUUUUACGUAUGAAUAUGGGACUGACUCCUUAUAUUAUGUAAACUUUAAGUCAUUUUUCGGGACUUUUAUCUUCUACUCGUGCACAUUUUUCCUUCUUUCACUCUCUCGCAUGUCCAUAUUUGCCAUUUUUUACCAGACCCAAGAGUCACGAGCGACAUGAGAGACCGCACAUUUUUUUAUUACGUUGAAAUUUUAAAAUUUUUGCUCAAUUCUAGACUCAAAAAUGUAAAUAAAUAAAAAAAGGCAAACUUUAGCUGUGAAAAUUGACAAUAAAAAAUUUAGAAUGUAAGAAAAUUUUUAAAGUUUUCGACGAAUUGAUCGUUCGAGUACUUUAGAGCAUGGAUUACCAAGCUUAAAAAAUUUUUUUCGAAGAUAUUUUUAGCUUUUAACUUUUAUUUUUUUGAUAUCUUGUACUUACCUAAUGUUAGAAAAGGAAAUUAAAAUUAAGUUUUUCGUAAAAAUUUUCAUUUUUUAGCGUUAAAAAUGAUGUAAAUUUAUAUUUUAUGUUAAGAUAUGAAAAAGAGGUCCAUAUAAAAAUGCAAUAAUUAAUUAAAUUGGAAAUUGAUAGGCAAAAUUAGUGAAUAAUAUUG